AUGAAGAAAGGCUUAGCCCCCGUACCGCCCAGCGCGCCGCGGUGCAGCGACGGUUACGAGUCCCCCUCCGGCAUCCAAGUCCGCUACACCAAAGACUGGGUGAAGCAGCACCCGCUGGAGGAUGACGGACUUUGUGCACAGCUGUACAACUACCUCUACAAGAACGUCAAGGGUCGGGAGCAUUCCAUGUCCACCGUCCUCCUCCCAGAGACCGUUGUCUUUGACCACAACUUUCCCCGUGCCUGGUACGCCUACGACAUGAAAAAUAAGGAAAUCAUCAAGCGGCCCAGUUCCAUGCUCGAUGCACAAACCAUGUACGACAAGUUUGCCGAGAACGUCAGCGGCUGCGACGUUGUAGCGCAGUUCUUCUACAACACGGUGAAUACGGCUGAGGAGUGGAAGUCGGUUUUGACGCACAAGCAGCGGAGGACGAACCGGUACGCCGACCAGCAGCUCACCUACGUCGAGUUUCUCACCGCGGAGUCGCUGCGCCACUUUCUGUUCGACCAGAAGCGCAAGCCAGACGGGGUGCUGCAGAAGUUUGUCGUACCCAAAGGCGAGGGCUCCAGCCGCUACAACUUCCAGCUGCAGGUGAUCUGGACACCGUUCAUCACUACCGUGUACCGACGCACAAAUCGCUGCCGCCUGACCGAUCGCGUCGUGCCGCUCGCCAAGCGCGCUGCAACCUUUGACGGCGCCGCGUACCUGAGUGAGGAAACGCUGGUGGCGGAUGAAACAAAGCAUCAGGUCACCACCCUGUGCGAGAGCAUUGCCGAUCACAUCUACGCAACAGAGAAGAAGCGGCUGUCGCGGCUUGUUCUGUACGUCAAGACGGACGAUGAAAACCGAAUGUGGAUGCUCUGGAGUAGCUGCGUGCGGGUCGCGCCGGAUGCCUUGAACCCCACGAGGUUGCGGGUGCCGAUGUGUUUGAACAUGCGCACGGAAGUGGUGAACGAUGGUGGCAGCAGCCUGAUGCGUCUGCAGACACGCCGCAGCCGCCAGCGACAACUCCUCGCACUCGACGCGGAGUUGUUUGACAUCUCACGCGACUUCGAGUUCGCCCUCGUGCUGAAGGCGUCGCACCAGCGGCAGGCGGAGGCACUCGGCCUGCACGCCCACGAGAACCAGCGGGCGCCAACUCGGUGGCAGGGUGGGCAGCAGGUGCCGGUGUCCGCCGACCACCCGCUCUACCCGUCUUUUCUCGCGCUGGAAGUCGGUGGGCCCACCGCAGCGGCCGGCUUCACGGACGGCGAGCGCGAGGCCGUACUGAAGGCACACCAUUCAUCCUUGGGCACCCGCGACGGUGCCGACGUGGACGCGGCAGACGCGGAGCCGCCAGCCGAUCCGAUUCAGCAAGUACUAGAGGAGCUCGUCGCGCUGGCCAUGGACGCGUGGUACGCCAUGUACUCCACCAUGCUCUCCGAGGACCCGAGCGUGAUGCCGACGGCGCAGAUCGAGCUCGCGGCGCCGCUGGUGGACUCGCUGUCAGAGGAGGAAGUGCAGGGUCUGGUCGAGGUGUUGGGUCUGCUGCCGGUCGGUACAGGCGAUGCGGCAGGGGCGGACACCCGCCCGCCAUCGCGGUACCGUGUGGCGCCGUACCUGGUCACGUCUGGGCGUCGCCUGGACCGGCCCUCCGCCGAGGUGGAGCUGGACGUGGUGUCGUACCUCGAAGACGUUUUCAGCCAGCGGGGGGAGGAGAUCGCUCGCCGAUGCAUGGAGAAGUACAGUAGUUAUUUUGAAUGA
Molecule: messenger RNA, 1743 nt
Organism: Leptomonas pyrrhocoris
Lineage: Eukaryota; Euglenozoa; Kinetoplastea; Trypanosomatida; Trypanosomatidae
Exons: 1
Coding region: 1-1743 (580 amino acids)
Biological process (GO): intein-mediated protein splicing
Source: RefSeq, a predicted model, not a curated record